CUCCACGCGGACCUCCCUCGGUGGGGCUAGUGAUUAGCUACUUGAACUCGAACGCGAUGCAGAGGUGCGGAAGCAACAGCUACCUACUACAUAGGUAGGUAGCUACCUAGUCAACUAAGUACCCCUCAACUAGUUCAUAAUACAAGGUUCUUAAAUAACAGCCACCAAACACCAACAUAUCAUAAUAACUUAACUAUGGAUCACUAUGAGCCUCAGCGACGUACAAAGAGGAUCAAGCUUCAGGAUAGAAACCAAAAUCAACAUGAUAAUAGUGCUGAACCAGUUUCCUGCCCAUUACGAAAGAUGGACUCCAAUGGGGACAUCUUUUGGGAAAUUGCAAAGUCACGUCGUCUAACACUAUCAACUUUCAGAGGUCAGACCCUUUUGAGCAUCCGGGAAUACUAUACAAAAGACGGACAAGAGUUGCCAGGCAAGAAGGGCAUAUCCCUUCCAGUGGACCAGUUUUCAUCCCUCGUAUCCCUGCUGCCUGAUGUUGAAGUCAUUCUAAGAGAGAAGGGUCAAACUAUUCCACGACCAGAAUAUGGUAGGACUUCCGCCGCAGUCCAUGAUGAUGAAAACAAGCCGCGAUCGAAAGUCGGGCUUGAGGAGCCUCAGUCUUCUAAGGCAAAUAUCGAGGUAACCAGUGAUGAGGAUGAAGAAGGUGAUGCAUAAUAUUGAAGCUAGUAUGCAUGUCUGGGUGGUUAGUGUGAAUAUUUUGCGCUGCCUCGGCUAUACAGUGAAAGAAGAUAGCUAGGACAAUCUAUUUCCGAGAUAUAUUUAAACCAUG
Penicilliopsis zonata CBS 506.65 is the source of this 787-nucleotide messenger RNA. RefSeq lists its product as hypothetical. The transcript has 3 exons. The coding region runs from base 196 to 672 and encodes 158 amino acids. NCBI's taxonomy places the organism in Eukaryota, Fungi, Ascomycota, Eurotiomycetes, Eurotiales, Aspergillaceae. Gene Ontology annotation, biological process: positive regulation of transcription initiation by RNA polymerase II. The record is from RefSeq and is a predicted model, not a curated record. Gene Ontology annotation, molecular function: transcription coactivator activity; DNA binding.